AUGUUAAGGUGCAGACAAACAAUGUAUCUAACAAGAAUAAUUAUUAGUCUGUGUCUAAUCUACGCAGUGGAGACCCAAAGACAGUUUUGUGGUGAAGACGACCACUUCUGUAAAAGUGACUACAAAUUCAAGAGUAAAGACUUUCCAAGCAUAAGCUCCUUGGUUAUGGGAGACUACAAAUUUCCAGCUAGAUUUUUCACUGAAUUUUGCAAAUCUACAAAUUACAAACAUGGGGAAACGGGCCAAUCGUACGACUGGUUGCUUAACAACGAUGGUUUCAUUCAGCGACUUUGUAUGACUACCACUGCUAAGGAGUUAGAUAAAUUGGUGCCUUGUGCCAAUAACAAAAGUGUUAGAGAUAACAUAAUACGAAGCAUUGCCGACAUAAAAAAUAUCCCUAAGCCGACUGAUGACUUAACCCUGGAGGAGGCGCGAAAAGGAGUAUGCAAGCUGGUAACAACUUCACUCAAGGCAUUUCUGAAGACCCUGCAGUCUGAAUGUGACCCUAGGGGUUACAGGGCUAUGACUGAAGUGUUCACAGACAUGGUCCAAGACCCAGCAAAGUACAAAGUCAAUCUUCUUGAUCUAGACAGCAGUUGUUUAACCGAACUACAAGAUAUUCUUCAACUCUACAGAUAG
Molecule: messenger RNA, 639 nt
Organism: Magallana angulata
Lineage: Eukaryota; Metazoa; Mollusca; Bivalvia; Ostreida; Ostreidae
Exons: 5
Coding region: 1-639 (212 amino acids)
Source: RefSeq, a predicted model, not a curated record